Molecule: messenger RNA, 978 nt
Organism: Peronospora belbahrii
Lineage: Eukaryota; Oomycota; Peronosporomycetes; Peronosporales; Peronosporaceae
Source: the annotation of a GenBank genome assembly
AUGACGUCUGCUGGGUUUUAUACACUUGAGAAUGGGGCUCCAGAACUACUGGAGAUUUUAUACAAGACUGUCAAUGUCGAUAUUGAUAGCUCAAUACCUGUGUAUUUGGGUGAUUCUCAAAGGGAAAAUAUUCAUAUUGAAGCACAUGCUGAUCCUGUGGAACAUAAAGGAAUCCGUCUACAUCAUUGGGUUAUUGGGUCGAAUAAGACCCAUAUUACACCUAUUGAGAUUGUGGAUGAAAUUGGUAAAGUGGCCAAGCUCACGCCUCCUGAGAUGGUCUUUGGCAAGAAUCAAUUGAUAGUAUUCCAUGAACCAUCAGGAGUAUGUUAUAAUUUCUUGGCAGUUGAAGCUCUAAAAGGUGCACACUUUCCACCACCAAUUAGUGAUCAAGCACAGGACAUUGUGGCCAAUCAGCAGCUUAAGGUUGCGAAUGCUAAGCAUAACAUUAACAAGGAAGAAGUCAAAGAAUUGGACAUUACAUAUGACUGGACGUACUCAACUGACUACAAGGGAUCGUUGCAACGUUUCACGAAAGCAGACGGUUCACCUCUUACGUUUACGAAGAGUAAGGAAGAAGUAAAGCUCGAGCUUACGACCGAGCGCAUUGAUUUUGAAAAGCUCAGGGAACGAGAACCUAUUCUUUGGUUUGAAGAUGUUGGUCUGUAUGAGGAUGAACUUCAUGACCAUGGUACUUCCACCAUGUCUGUGAAAGUGCGCGUCAUGCCGUCAGGAUUUUAUGUACUUUCACGCUAUUGGAUGCGUCUGGAUCACGUUAUUGUGCGCUUGCACGAAACAAGAAUUCACCACCUCUUUGGCAGCGACCACUUUAUCCGUGAAUAUACGCGGAAAGAAGAGCAAUUCGACACGCUGUUCUCCAAGGGCCACCCGAAGAACAUGGCCAACUACACGAACAUUGACACUUUCCAGCACCUUUUACCUGUGCGCGAAGCUGUGUUUGAAAAGGUGUUGCUGCAGUAG